AUGGCAGACCUACCCUCAGUCCGCGUAUCGCCAAUCUUCCCAUUCCUUAAUACGGGAGUAGAUUUUUGUGGACCAUUUCACCUGCGGCCAUUGCAUCGAAAGGCUGCUCCACAAAAAUGCUUUGUUGCAGUGUUUGUCUGCAUGUCAACUAAGGCCGUGCAUCUAGAAGUCGUUGGAGAUCUCUCCACCGAUUCUUUCAUCGCUUCACUGAAACGGUUCGCAGCCACACGUGGCGUCCCUCAGACCAUAUUUAGCGACAAUGCGACCAACUUUGUCGGAGCCAGACGAACCUUGAACGAGUUUUUGCAGCUCUUUCACACCCAACAGAACCGAGAUCAAAUUGUUCGACUGUGUUCGGACGAAGGCAUUCAGUUCAGAUUCAUUCCUCCACGUUCACCACAUUUCGGUGGUAUUUGGGAGGCAGCGGUCAAAUCCCUGAAAACACAUCUCUACCGCACACUAAAUAAUGCCCUGGUGACCAACGAACAGAUGCAGACUGUUUUAACGCAAGUUGAGGCUUGCCUAAACUCUAGGCCUCUCACGCAACUCAGCAAUGAUCCGGAUGACUUGGAUGUUUUAACGCCAGGACAUUUUUUAGUACACCGUCCACUGACUGCUAUAGUGGAACUUUCUUACGAAGAAAUCCCUACCAAUGGUUUGUCGCAGUGGCAGACAAUUCAAGAAUUCAUCCGUCGCCUCUGGAAGCUAGUCAAAGACGACCAUUUGCCACCAAUGAAGUGGCGUUUCGGGCGAAUAGUGGACACAACACCCGGACCCGACGGACACGGCCGUGUAGUCAACAUCCGCACCAAGGACGGCAUUUAUCAACGGGCAAUUACACGUAUCUGCGUUUUGCCGAUUCAAGACAACCAGCAACCUCAUAACGAAAUUUAG
Molecule: messenger RNA, 894 nt
Organism: Topomyia yanbarensis
Lineage: Eukaryota; Metazoa; Arthropoda; Insecta; Diptera; Culicidae
Exons: 1
Coding region: 1-894 (297 amino acids)
Biological process (GO): DNA integration
Molecular function (GO): nucleic acid binding
Source: RefSeq, a predicted model, not a curated record